AUGGCGAGCUCCAGAAUGGUCCCACCAAAAGACAAUGGAGAACAUUCAACAACAAAGGUAAAGAAGCAUAAGUCUGAUCCAGAGAUUCCCAUCACUGUAGCAAUAUCUUCAGAUAUCUUCAGAGGUCCUGUCAUCAACUUUGCCAAGGCUCUGAAGGAGGUGAAUGAAGCUCUGACAGAGAAAUAUCCUAAGAGCCGAGAGCUCUUUGAGGUCCUUCUGAUCAGUGAUAACUCACCCAAGUCACUGAGGAGCACCAUCAGUGAAAAUGAUCUGGAUGAUCUGAUUACUGUGAGUGAGGAGGACCUGACUGCUCUACUACAGCGAAAGAAAAUCCAUCUGUUCCUGUCAGCUGAACGGCCAAAGGCUGAAGAAGCCUUGAAAAUGGGUACAGCUGCUGCUGUAAUCUGUCCAAAGAAGAUGGAGGCAUUGCCAGAGACUCAGGCUGAGACCCCGCUGCGCAUCGCCUUUGAUGGUGACGCCGUGCUCUUUUCUAACGAGUCAGAGCUCGUUUUCAAGGGUGGAUUAAAUGCAUUCUUAAGGCACGAGGAAGAAAAAGCUGAAGAGCCAAUGAACAAGGGACCAUUUAAAGAAUUCCUGGAGGUUCUACAGAAGCUCCAGAGAAAAUUGGACACAAAAGCCAUUCGCACCUACCUGGUGACAUCUCGUGGUGCGGGCUGUGCUGGGUACAGAGCCCUGAAGACUCUGCGCAGCUGGGGCCUGGAGACAGACGAGGCUGUGUUUUUAAGCGGGACAAAGAAAGGUCCCACCCUGAAGAGAAUCAGACCCCACAUUUUCUUCGAUGACCAGGAGAGUCACAUCAGAGCUGCUUUCGAGGCUGGCACAUUGGCUGGCCAUGUACCCUAUUAG
Messenger RNA from Menidia menidia (Atlantic silverside), 867 nucleotides. The record is from the annotation of a GenBank genome assembly. Lineage: Eukaryota; Metazoa; Chordata; Actinopteri; Atheriniformes; Atherinopsidae.